UUUCCAGUUCUUGGUCCAAUCAGUCCAAAUUUACUUGGACGUACAUUAACUCAUGAACAUCUUGAAGUAGACCUCGAAAAAUUCCUCUGUCCACCACCAAAUGAAUUCAAAGAGUUUUUCGAGAAAAAGAUUUCCCUAGAAACCAUCGGAUAUGUCCGUCAAUAUCCUUAUUCGAGUUUUGAAAAUAUUAAAUUUUGCGAUGAGGAGUCACGAUCCGCUGUCAAAAAGGAUAUUGCAUUAUAUAAAAAGUAUGGAGGAGGAGGUAUUGUUGAAAACACUUCCAUUGGAUUGACGAGAAAUCUUGAACUGAUGGUUGAUAUCCAAAAAGAAACUGGAGUUAAUAUAAUUGCUGGCACUGGUCACUAUUUGCAUGAUCAUCAGACUUCAGACCAUUUAGCAAUGACAGUGGAACAAAUGGUUGAUUUGUACUCCAAAGAGAUAAUUACUGGUAUUGAUGUACCAAAUGUUGGGCCAGUAAAAUGUGGAUUUAUUGGUGAAGUCGGAAGUGGAUAUCCUAUUCACGAUUUUGAAAAACUAGCAAUUCGUGCAACAGGUGAGACUCAAGAACGUAUAGGGUGUGGAGUUUCUUUUCAUCCAGGCUUUGAUCGUAAGGCUCCAUUUGAGAUUGUUCGCACUUACCUAGAAGCUGGUGGUAAACCUCAAAAAUGUGUAAUGUCACAUUUAGACUUAGCACUUAUAAAGAUAGAAGACGUUUUCGAAUUUGCAAGUCUUGGAACAUACAUGCAGUAUGACCUUUUUGGAGUUGAAUGCUCCUUUUUCCAAUUUGAUUAUUCAAUUGACGUACCAUCAGAUGCAAAGAGGAUCAAUAAUUUAAUGUUACUCAUUGAAGAUGGCUUUUUGGAAAAGUUGCAGAUUUCUCAAGAUAUUCAUUCAAAACAUAGAUUGACUUCCUAUGGAGGUCAUGGAUAUCAUCACAUUCACAUGAACAUUGUGCCAAGGCUUCUCGCAAAGGGUCUAACAAUGGAACAGAUUGAACAGAUAAUUGUAACUAAUCCAGCAAACUGGCUAAAGUUUAAAAUUUAAAUUGCAAAAAAAA
Messenger RNA from Episyrphus balteatus (marmalade hoverfly), 1057 nucleotides. Its product is annotated as phosphotriesterase-related protein-like. The transcript has 4 exons. Gene Ontology annotation, biological process: catabolic process. The record is from RefSeq and is a predicted model, not a curated record. The annotation marks the transcript as partial. Gene Ontology annotation, molecular function: hydrolase activity, acting on ester bonds; zinc ion binding. NCBI's taxonomy places the organism in Eukaryota, Metazoa, Arthropoda, Insecta, Diptera, Syrphidae.